GAAUUUUCUUUAGAUAGUGGUUAUUAAGAAAACAUUAUUUAGUAACAAUAUUUGCUUAUUAGCUCGUCACAUUGUUUUGUAUGAAAUGGCACUCAACACAGUACGUACGAAAAAAAUUAUAAAAUUGGUGAAUCACUUCACCAUAGGGACACGAAGAUUUUUGUCAAAUGAAAUUCCACAAAAAGCAUUAUUUAACUGGGAAGAUCCGUUAAAUCUCGAAUCUCAACUCCACGAAGAUGAAAAAUCGAUACGGGACCAAUUCCGAUCUUAUUGUCAGGAAAAAUUAAAACCAAGGAUAAUCGAAGCUAACAGAAACGAAACGUUUGACAGAAACAUUAUGUACGAAUUCGGUGAAAUGGGUGCGCUGGGUUGUACCAUUAAAGAAUACGGAUGCGCCGGAGUCUCCAAUGUAGCCUACGGUCUUCUUACUAGAGAAGUAGAGAGAGUCGAUAGUGCCUAUAGGUCAGCUCUAAGUGUUCAAUCAUCCCUCGCGAUGGGAGCUAUUUACAUGUACGGGAGUGAAGAACAAAAACAGCAAUAUUUACCACGCAUGGCUUCGGGUGAAUUGAUUGGCUGUUUUGGCUUGACCGAGCCUAAUUAUGGGAGUGACAUCUCAAAUAUGGAAACUAGGGCUAAAUAUAAUGUAAACGGUAAAUCCUACAUUCUUAACGGAAGCAAAAUGUGGAUUACGAAUUCUCCAGUGGCGGACAUAUUAAUCGUAUGGGCUAAGUGUGAUGACUCUAAAAUACGGGGGUUCAUAAUAAAUCGAAAAGAUCACGGUAAAGGUUUAAGCACCCCAAAAAUAAACGGAAAAUUUUCUUUAAGAGCGUCAACUACCGGUUUAAUUCUGAUGGAUCACGUCGAAAUACCAGAAGAUCAUUUACUACCGAAUGUCGUCGGCAUUAAAGGCGCGUUCGGUUGUUUAAACAACGCUCGUUACGGUAUUGCUUGGGGUUGUUUGGGUGCUGCCGAAGAUUGUCUAACAGUCGCUCGGCAAUACGCUUUGGAUAGAAAACAAUUCAACAGGCCGUUGGCAGCCACUCAACUGAUGCAAAAAAAAUUGGCCGAUAUGGUUACGGAAAUUAGUUUAGGCCUGACCGCUUGUCUCCAUGUGGGACGUUUAAAAGACAAAAAUCUGCACACUCCUGAAAUGAUAUCAUUAUUAAAACGCAAUAACGCUGGGAAAGCGUUAGAAAUAGCAAGGAAGGCUAGGGAUAUGUUGGGUGGUAAUGGCAUUCAAGAUGAAUAUCAUAUUAUUAGACACGUAAUGAAUUUGGAAGCGGUCAACACUUACGAGGGAACUCACGAUGUCCACGCACUUAUUCUGGGACGAGCCAUUACAGGACUGGCAGCUUUUUAAACUCUUGCAUAAAUAAAGACAAAUUUUUGAACGCAUGUUUUACUAAAGCAAUCACCGGAUUUCAAA
This is a messenger RNA of Cylas formicarius (sweet potato weevil), 1426 nucleotides long. Its product is annotated as glutaryl-CoA dehydrogenase, mitochondrial. The transcript has 8 exons. Gene Ontology annotation, cellular component: mitochondrial inner membrane. Gene Ontology annotation, molecular function: glutaryl-CoA dehydrogenase activity; fatty-acyl-CoA binding; flavin adenine dinucleotide binding. The record is from RefSeq and is a predicted model, not a curated record. Gene Ontology annotation, biological process: fatty acid beta-oxidation using acyl-CoA dehydrogenase; fatty-acyl-CoA biosynthetic process. Lineage: Eukaryota; Metazoa; Arthropoda; Insecta; Coleoptera; Brentidae. Bases 86 to 1360 code for a protein of 424 amino acids.